ACCUAGUUUAAAUUGUUUGCUGAGGUUAUUGAGUGGGUUGGGUCUAGUAACAUUGUGCAUGUGGUUACUAAUAAUGCUGCGAAUUAUGUAUCUGCUGAAAAACUCAUUCAUGAAAAGUAUCCAAACAUUUUUUGGUCUCCUUGUGCUGCCCACUGCAUCAAUCUUAUUUUGAAAGACAUAGCAAGUAUUCCUCACAUAGCUGACCUUGCCUCUCGUGCUUCAAAAGUGACUGUGUUUGUUUACAAUCAUAUGAUUUUCUUGUCAUGGCUUAGAAAAAGAAAAGAUUGGAAAGAAAUUGUUCGACCAGGAGUUACACGUUUUGCUACUGUUUUCAUUACUUUGAAAAGUAUAUAUGAUCAUAAAGAAGACUUGCAAUCAUUGGUGGUGGACAAAUAUUUCACUUCUCAUAAAUUAUCCAAGAGUGUCAAUGGGAAGAUGGUUAGCUCAAUUAUCUUGGAUAGUAAGUUUUGAGAUGAUUGUCUUACUAUUGUGAUGAUUGUUGGUCCUCUUAUUAAGUUAUUGAGGCUUGUUGAUGCUGAUGAGAAACCUUCUCUGGGAUCCGUGUAUGAUGGCAUGCAAAGAGCCAAAAUUGCUAUCAAGACAAUGUUUAGAAAUAGAAAAGUUGCAUACACACCUUAUAGAAGUAUCUUGAAAAUACGGUGGGAUAACCAUUUGAAGCGUGACCUCCAUGCAGCAGCAUACUUUUUGAAUCCAGAUUGCUUCUAUAGUGAGGAGUUUGUUGAGAAGGUAAAUAUUUUGAGGUCUUUACUUGAUUUAUUUGAUAUUGAAACUCUUUGCGAUGACUCAGUUGUCGCAAUGCAAGAAAUACAGUUGUAUCGAGAUCGAAAAAAAAGUUUUGGAAGGGAAAGUGCUUUGAAAGCAAUUAAGAGACUCGAACCUGGUGAAUGGUGGAGGCUACACGGUGGGAGUGCUCCUAAUUUGCAAAAAAAUGGUGAUUCGUCUUCUUCAUCAAACAUCUUCAUCAUCCGGAUGUGAGAGGAACUGGAGCCUCUUUGAACAAAUCCAUUCAAAGAGGAGGAACCGAUUAGAGUAUCAAAGGCUAAGUGACAUUGUUUAUGUGACUUAUAAUCUACGCCUUCAAUCUAGAAUGCAUCGCAAGAAGAAGAAUUAUGAUCCAAUUGACAUUCAAAGCAUUGACACAGUAGAUUUUUGGGUAAUGGCAGAUGAAGAUGAUCCUGAAUUUACUAAUGGAGACA
This is a messenger RNA of Arachis ipaensis, 1217 nucleotides long. Lineage: Eukaryota; Viridiplantae; Streptophyta; Magnoliopsida; Fabales; Fabaceae. The record is from RefSeq and is a predicted model, not a curated record.